Messenger RNA from Oryza sativa Japonica Group (Japanese rice), 769 nucleotides. The record is from RefSeq and is a predicted model, not a curated record. NCBI's taxonomy places the organism in Eukaryota, Viridiplantae, Streptophyta, Magnoliopsida, Poales, Poaceae.
UUCUCAGAAUUUUGAUUGUCUUUGAAAUGGAGAGCACUAUAUAAACUGAUCCAAUACGUUAAUUCUUCUCCAACAAUAACAUCCUCUAAGCAUCGAUCAGAAGCAAGGGAUUUCACAGGCCUGACAAGAUCAAGAUGUCGUCGUACGGAUCAGGGUUUCAUAACUCAGUGCCUCCCCAGCAGGGAACAACAUUCUAUGGAUCUUCCUAUGGAGGAAAUAACUCGCAAUCAACGGCUUCAUCGUACCACAAUGGAUCAUCGAAAAGCACCACAGGAAGAGUGCCUGCGCAGCAAUAUUCAGAUUACAAGUCGAAGACUGCAGACCAGUACUCCUACUACUAUAACAGCAUAAGCAGCAGCCAAGGCCAGCAGCUGGGAGGUGCUGGCUACUACGACAAGCAGCCAAGUGAGCAAGGGCACGAAUAAGAGGUAUCCGUCACUCAAGGGCUGAUCUUAACUGAUUUGGCAGUGCUUGAUGAUCGAUGAAGAACAACCAACAGAUUGCAUAUACUCAUACAAGCACCGUAUAUACACAAAUAAUCAUAUUGAGAAAGGAAGUCUGUGUGUUGUCGUGUAUCUUUCUGUAAAUACAUGUUUGGGAGCAGCAACGAACCUAGAUAUGUAGGGUUGUUUAAUUUCUUCAUGUGGUUCAUUAGCCAUUAAAUAAGAUGUAUUCGAUUUGUUCAUUGGUUUAUUACUGAUCGGUCAGUGAUCAGUUGUAUAUUUGGAAUAUCAAAACAAUGAACCUUAUUUUGGGUUUAUCAGAUCAA